This is a messenger RNA of Sceloporus undulatus (fence lizard), 3652 nucleotides long. RefSeq names its product homeobox D3 (gene HOXD3). NCBI's taxonomy places the organism in Eukaryota, Metazoa, Chordata, Lepidosauria, Squamata, Phrynosomatidae. The transcript is spliced from 5 exons. The record is from RefSeq and is a predicted model, not a curated record. Gene Ontology annotation, biological process: regulation of transcription by RNA polymerase II. Gene Ontology annotation, cellular component: nucleus. Gene Ontology annotation, molecular function: DNA-binding transcription factor activity, RNA polymerase II-specific; RNA polymerase II cis-regulatory region sequence-specific DNA binding. Bases 373 to 1701 code for a protein of 442 amino acids.
GGAGGCUGAGCUUCCGCCACUUUGCCAUCCGGGCGGCUUGUUUAUCCAGCCAGGUCUCUUCCCUUCCAGCCCUACCUGUCUCUUUUCCCCUCGCCCCCCUCCUCCUUUUUGUUUUGUUUCCUUCCUCCCCAUUUUCCCCCGGAUCUCGGAUUGCUACCCAAAGGCAGUCAUGGAUUACGGAGGCGCGCCUCGGGUCUUCGCCCUGCCAAGCUUGCAGCCAAAUGGGUUCGGGACAAUGGAGGGACACCUACAGUACACCUCGCUGUUUUCUCCCACGGAAGCUGAAGAACCCCCGGAAAGUGUUGCAGACAAAAUUCAAGAAAAAGCGCCUUUGGGGUGGCACCGAGGGGACGGAGCCAGGCCCGGUGGUCAAUGUUAUUUGAGCGGGGCCCCGAGGCCUUGGCAACCUCCGAGCCCAAGAUGCAGAAGGCCGCCUACUACGACAAUGCGGCGCUCUUCGGCGGCUACGGCGGCUAUGGCAAAGCGGAGGCCUAUGGCUACCCCUCGGGGCCCCCGCCGCCCCCACCGCCCUAUGCCCAGCCUUCUCUGGAGACCGACUACCCGGGAUCGGCUUGCUCCCUCCAAGGCCCCGCCGCCCCGCUCCGGGCCCCGACCCACAAGAGUCCCGACCUCAGCGGAGGCAGCUGCAUGCGACCCGUCGGGGAGCCUCAGCAGCAGCAGCAGCAACAGCCACAAUCAACACAACAGCAACCACAACCACAACCAACGCAACAGCAGCAGCAGCAGCACCAACAGCACCACCCGCCUUCGCCCUCGCCGCCGGCCAACAACGUGGUGCCCGCCAAGAAGGGCAAAGGGGGUGGCAACGCCACUGGGGGCUCCUCGGGGGGCACCAUCAGCAAACAGAUCUUCCCCUGGAUGAAGGAGUCCCGUCAGAACUCCAAGCAGAAGAACAACUGCGCCCCCGCAGGCGGGGAGAGCUGCGAGGACAAGAGCCCGCCGGGCCCGGCCUCCAAGCGGGUCCGCACGGCCUACACGAGCGCGCAGCUGGUGGAGCUGGAGAAGGAGUUCCACUUCAACCGCUACCUCUGCCGCCCGCGCCGCGUGGAGAUGGCCAACCUGCUCAACCUGACCGAGCGGCAGAUCAAGAUCUGGUUCCAGAACCGGCGCAUGAAGUACAAGAAGGACCAGAAGGCCAAGGGCAUCCUGCACUCGCCGGUGGGACAGUCCCCGGACCGGAGCCCGCCGCUGAGCGGGGCCAGCCACGUGGGCUACGCCGGGCAGCUGCCCUCGGUGGCCGGCCUGGGCUACGACGCGCCCUCGCCCACCUCCUCCUUCGCCAAGGCCCAGCAGAGCAUGUACGGCCUGGCCGCCUACACCGCCCCGCUCAGCAGCUGCCUGCCCCAGCAGCAAAAGCGGUACCCGGGGGCCGCCGCCGACUACGACCCCCACGCCCUGCAGGGGGGCAACGGGGGCUUCGGCAACCCCAGCCUCCAGGGCAGCCCGGUCUACGUCGGGGGCAACUUCGUGGACUCCAUGCCGGCCUCCGGGCCCAUGUUCAACCUCAGCCACCUCUCCCACCCCUCCUCGGCCAGCGUGGACUACAGCUGCGCGGCCCAGAUCCCCGGCAACCACCACCACGGACCCUGCGACCCCCACCCCACCUACACAGACCUGACUUCGCACCACACUUCUCAGGGAAGGAUCCAGGAAGCCCCCAAACUCACCGCAUCGGUAUGAGACCCAUUCAUACACAGAGAGAGAGAGAGAGGAGAGAUUGAGACUGCGACUGAGACUGAAAAUGAAAAUGUACUGGCGUUUAAUUACCUCACUUUCCCCCAACACUAUCAUUACUUUGAGUCUCUGAGUAGCAGUGGAUUUUAUUUAUUAUUAUUAUUAUUAUUAUUAUUAUUAUUAUUUGGUUGGGAAUGUCCCCCAGCAACACCUACACGAUUUCAUCCUGUUUUCUUUCUUUUUGGCAACUAGUCCUCAUAGAAACGAUUUGCCUUUUGUUCUCUCUUCCCCCCCCCCGCCCCCAGUCUAAAAGCAUAACAGUGCAAUAUCCCUUUAAAAUAAUAAAUACAAAUAAAUAAAACGUGCCCUCAAGGGAGGCAUAACUGGUCAUGAUUUACAGGAGAGAAGGUAAGUCGGAGAAAUCCAUUACAGUAGUUGAAAGUAUGAGUUGAAAGGGAGUCCCGAUGAGGAGGAGUUUACAUCGGUUAGGACCCAAAAAUAGGGACUUGGUUCUGGAAGCGUUAAUUUAUAAGGACCUUCAGCGAUGCAAAAGGUUGCUUUGGACUUUAAAAAGAUAUAUUUAUUAUUUUUUAAAAGAUGAACUCUUCUCUUUUUUAUUUUUUUGGUUGGUAUCAUCGAUUAUUUAAUCCUCGUCUUCAAUGUAUUUAUGUGGAUAUUUGUAGAAUUUCUUCAUGCCUCCCUCUUCCCUUAAUUUUGGAAGAUUGAUUCAGGUCUUUGGUGACUUUACAUCCCCCCCCCACCUAUUUAGUAUAUUUGAUCAGAAAUAGAAAGAGUAGUUUUGAACAGUUGUAACAGUGGCUGGUGUUUGUAGUUUAUGUAAGGAUGAAGCAAAUUGUAAGUCAAGUCAUAGAUUAAUACAGAACAGAUGGAUUAUCGCAAAAGAGCCCUUACUUUUUAUAUUAAAAACAAAAACAAAAACAAAGCACCCUUAAAAUGAUGUAAUGUUAAUUUAUUUCAGAUGGUUUGGUGUCACUUUACUUAGAAGUAAACAGGACCUUCUUUAGACUGGAAGUGUAUAUUAUUUACUAUUUCCUGGGUUGACACCACAGGGUUAUUUUGAAUUUUGCCUAAACUCCAUUUAGUACACUUCUGGCGUUAAAUUAUAGUCCUACAGAGGGUCAUUCAGAAGUAAGACCCAUUUGAGACUUACUCUCAGGAAGAUGCAACCAGGAUUGCAGGCUUACUAUCUGUUGUGCAAGCCAUCUUGUCUGCUUGUUGUCACUUUCUUCCCAUUUGGAAACAAUGUCAGACAAAAAACGAUUAAACAAUGUAAUCUUGUUGAUGUAAUUAGGAUCCAUACCAAGGCAGGCUUACAAAAAUAUGUCAAUUUCUGUUGUUAUUGUUAUUCUUGUUGUUAUUCUUGUUAUGAUUAUGAUUAUUAUUAUUUAUAUGAUAUUUAUGCUUACCAUAAAUCAGUUUUCUAUAUGUCACUGGAAACCCAAACUCACUUUUGCUGAAUGAGGAGGGGAAACACAACAGAAGAAGAAGAGGAAGAAGAAAACACUUUGAAUGAAAUAUUUGACAAUCAAGUAUCUACAAAGGAAAGACUGCAUUAGGCUGCAGGAGAAGAAAUCCUCUUGAAAUGCUCAGAAUGGCUUUUUGAGGUAGGAAAUGACUAGAUCUAUCAAUAUUUAAUAUAGUCCUCUGUAGCAGACAUCGGUACAAUCCUUGUGUAAACAAAUGUUCCUGCCCCAGAGCCUGAAAGGGACAAGAAACACAAACAUCCCUUUCCCUCGCCCACUCUUCCGCCUCUUUAUUUAUAUGUACCGUUUAAUCUCUUAACGGAUUUAUGAAGCUUUUCUCAACCUAAAAGUGGCAUUAGGUACAUGGCAAAAGCGAUACGCGCCCAUUAAUUCAGGAGGAAGUGUUCCUUAUCGCUUUGAAAAGCCUUCAGUUAAGAUUCAGAUCUCCUCAAUCCCAGCUACAGAACUGUAAC